This is a messenger RNA of Gopherus flavomarginatus (Mexican gopher tortoise), 948 nucleotides long. Its product is annotated as olfactory receptor 14A16-like. Bases 1 to 948 code for a protein of 315 amino acids. The transcript has a single exon. Gene Ontology annotation, molecular function: olfactory receptor activity; G protein-coupled receptor activity. Gene Ontology annotation, cellular component: membrane. NCBI's taxonomy places the organism in Eukaryota, Metazoa, Chordata, Testudines, Testudinidae. The record is from RefSeq and is a predicted model, not a curated record. Gene Ontology annotation, biological process: G protein-coupled receptor signaling pathway.
AUGGUCAACCAAAGCACUGUGACCGAGUUCCUUCUCCAGGGAUUCUCUGAUGUUCAGGAGUUGCAGAUUUUACACUUCUUGGUGUUUCUAGUGAUUUAUCUGGCAGCCCUGGUGAGCAAUCUUCUCAUCAUCAUAGCCAUUGCCAUUGACCACCACCUUCACACCCCAAUGUACUUCUUCCUGGGCGACUUGUCCUUCCUAGAUGUCUGCUACAUCUCCGUCACUGUCCCCAAGACCAUGGUGAACUCCUUAAACAACACCAGGCUGAUCUCUUUCUUUGGCUGUGCUGCCCAACUCUAUUUUGGCAUCACCUUUGCCUUUGCAGAGGUGACCCUUCUCACUGCAAUGGCAUAUGACCACUACGUUGCAAUCUGCCAUCCUUUGCGUUACAGGGUCAUUAUGACCAGAGGGGUAUGUGCACGGAUGGCAGCUAGUUCCUGGAUCAGCAGCUGUAUCUAUUCAUUGUGCCACACUGCUAAUAUCUUCCUAUUACCUUUCUGUGGGUCCAAUGUUGUUGAUCAGUUCUUCUGCGAUAUCCCACAGCUACUGAAACUCUCUUGUGGUGAUACAAGCGCUAAUGAAAUUGUGGUUAUUGUAUUAAGUGCUUUGGUGGGUUUAUUUUUCUUCAUUUCAAUAUUUGUGUCCUACAUUCACAUCUUUUUUGCUGUGCUAAGAAUCCCCUCUGCACAGGGCAGGUAUAAAUCCUUCUCCACUUGUUUGCCACACUUACUUGUGUUUUCAUUGUUUAUCAGCACUGGCAUAUAUACGUACCUAAGGCAGGGAUCAGCAUCUUCCCCGUAUCAGGGCAUGAUGGCUGCUGUGUUGUAUACUGUGGUUUCCCCAAUAAUAAAUCCACUCAUUUACAGCCUGAGAAACCAGGAGAUAAAAGAAGCUCUGGGCAAAAUUUUAAGCAAGAUGUUCUUCACCAAGAACCUUUUUACCUAUUAA